AUGACUAAAUCUUCCAUGGUUCAGUUGCCCUUGACACCUCCUACAACUCCUACUGCAAAGAGAGUCAUAGAUAUAAGCAAUAGUACCUCACUCGGAUCACCAUUAAAGAAGAAGAGACUAUUUAACACUCAGAAAUCCUCAAGUGAAUCAUCUACGUUCCUUCGGGCCAAGUCAUUAUUUCAAAGAGGAAGUCAAAUAUCACAUAGCAGUGGAGAGUCUCAUCUAGUAUCCAGAGAGAAGGAAGCAUCUAUACUUAAUGAUUUCCUAAUUGAGAAUUACUCCAAAAAAUGUUCCAAUAGUCUUUAUAUCUCAGGUCCUCCAGGUACUGGGAAAACAGCACAAGUUAGUUUAUCAUUGGAUCACUUUCUGAAAUCAAUUGGAAGUCCCAGUAAAUCAGACCCAAGCAUAGUCCACUCACAUGAUAAAAGUCAAUGGGUGAAAAUAAUCACCAUGAAUUGCAUGACCAUUUCAAAUCCAGAAAACAUUUUCCAUGAGAUCUAUAACCAAUUGGAUACUCAUUCCAUCACUGGUAAUCGAAAGAAAUCAGCUGAUGAUCUCUUCAUGUUGCUCCAAAACAAAAGUAUCAAAUUCAAUACCAUUGUCCUCUUUCUUGAUGAAAUGGACUAUCUUAUCACCCGAGAUCAACAAGUUCUUUUCAAACUUUUCCAAUUUGCGUCUACACAACUUUUAACAUCCAAAUUAAUACUUGUUGGGAUAUCGAACUCAUUAGAUUUCACAGAUAAGUUUCUUCCUCGGUUGAAACGUAACCGAUUAUGUCCUCAAUCAAUGCAAUUUCUUCCUUAUAAUGCAUCCCAAAUCCGUCAGAUAAUCAUGGAAAGAUUAUCUACUUUGACAGAGGAUAAAGAGAAUGAACAAGGACCCAGGCAUAUCAUUCACCCCACAGCAGUUCAAAUGUGUUGUGUCAAGGCUGCAGCCGUAGCUGGAGAUUUAAGAAAGGCAUUUGAUAUUUGUUACAAAAGCAUUGAACUCGUUGAAGAAGAAUGUGCCAUGGGAAAGUCGCAGGCGACUGUCUUGAUAUCUCAUGUUGCUCGAGUUUGUAAUGCGACAUUUGGUGAUAAUUUAGGUCAACGAUUGAACAAAUUGAAUCUACUUCAAAAGGCCAUAUUAUGUUGUCUUGUCAAUCUUGAAAAAAAAAGAUCGUUGUCGUCAGCAGAAAACAAAGUUAACCAACUUUAUGAACAUUAUCUUAAACAUUGUGUUCCUAAAGUUGAACAGUUACUUUCUACAGUGAAAAAAGGAGAGUUUCUUGAGUUAGUGUCUGCUCUUGAGGCUUCUGGUCUUGUGAGUUUAACUGCUGGUAAACUUGGUGGCAGAGGAGGGAAUUCCAUUGUCCCAGUCGUGGAUACUGCUAAUGCGGUUAUCAAAUCUCGAGUACCAUCAGACAUGUUGGCUAUGGUAGUAAAGGAAAUUGGAGUAUUAAAGAAAUUAUUAUACAAUUAA
Lizanozyma spartinae is the source of this 1461-nucleotide messenger RNA. RefSeq names its product AAA family ATPase (gene CDC6). Gene Ontology annotation, biological process: mitotic DNA replication checkpoint signaling; cell division; DNA replication initiation. Gene Ontology annotation, cellular component: nucleus. NCBI's taxonomy places the organism in Eukaryota, Fungi, Ascomycota, Pichiomycetes, Serinales, Debaryomycetaceae. The transcript has a single exon. Bases 1 to 1461 code for a protein of 486 amino acids. Gene Ontology annotation, molecular function: DNA replication origin binding; ATP hydrolysis activity; ATP binding. The record is from RefSeq and is a predicted model, not a curated record.